AUGAAAAGAAUCUUGUCGCGAGCCAGAAAUUUCCUGAAGAACCCUAGACUACCAAAAGUGCGCGCAAUCAAAUCUACAGCCGCGAAUAACAGAAGCCCGCAAAAUGAGUCGACUGACGCCAACGAGCGAGCACAACCCGACAGACUUCAAUCUCAGUCGCCUGCUGCAAUCUCAACUCUAGAAAGCUUACCGUCUGAGGUUCACCGCUUGUUGUUGUCCAUGCUUGGCAUCGAUGAAACGCGCGCUCUUGUGUCGUCGAGCCCCAUCAUUCACGCAAGGUAUCUCGUUAACCGCAGAUAUUUACUCUGCAGAUCGCUGGAUAAUACGUUAGGAUGCGUCUCUGUAGAUGCCUUGGCCGUAUUCCGGUCGAGCUCUGCCGACUUUGCUAAAUCACGCACGCGUGAGAACGUCGCUGGCUUUCUGAAGCUCUACCAGGAUCAAGGAGGUGCCACCGAGCAACCAUUACUCCCACGAGACGUUGGCGAAGAUGAAGCAGUCGGUAUGGUCAUGUUUCAUAACGCCAUUGUUCAGCCUCUUGCUCGGUAUUACUUGACGUGGUCAUUGGGCAAUCUCGCACGUGAACAAAGAGCUUUGCAAAGCCAUGAGCCGCCGAGUGGCACAGAGGAGACGCGACUGAUGCGGGCCAUGUAUCGAUUUCAAUUGUCCUGCAACCUGUUUGGCAGAGGCAAACAUGCUCCAACGCUGAGCCCGCCACUGGGGUUUGAGUCUGCUGACAUCUUGCGGCUCUUUCUCUGUUUAUUUGAACCCUGGGAGGUUGAGGAGAUUGCUUGCAUCAACACCUUUGCAACAGAAAAAUAUGACCGAAUUUUCAGCGAUAUCCGCUGGGACGUACAUGAGGAGAAUCCCAAGUUUGACGGCCAGCGACCGCCAACCCCAGACGGCGCUUUUGACUUUGACAACAGCUGGACCAGAUUAUCCCUCUUGAGAGGAACAAUCUCCCGCGGUCUCGAGUUGCUGUAUUCAGUUAUUUUUAAAGUCCAGGAUCACGAGCAUCUAGUGUCGAUGAUGCAAGAGGAAAUUCCAUUUCCGUCGGGCAACGUGCUCGACGAUGCGUUCAGCGAGGGCGCGCAGUUCCAUAGGCGCCGCAAUCAUCCGUCGAAACGGGAUCUCAAGCAAACCCGGCGCGAGCCAUUACCGUUCACGGGCGAGGCCAAUGCCGGUGAUCUACUACCACCAUUAGGAUGGACGAUUAUAUGGCACGGAACCUACAGUAACUUGUAUGGAUACUAUGUCCAAGACUCCAUACGUCGCUGGGGCUACGUUAUUUGGGAUGCAGUGAGGCUGGAGCGAACCAACGCAACAGAAGUGUUGGCACAACAAUGGAGAGAUGAUUGGGGCGAUAGCGAUCCGAGGAAUAAUCUUCUGUAG
Messenger RNA from Metarhizium brunneum ARSEF 3297, 1389 nucleotides. RefSeq lists its product as uncharacterized. The record is from RefSeq and is a predicted model, not a curated record. Lineage: Eukaryota; Fungi; Ascomycota; Sordariomycetes; Hypocreales; Clavicipitaceae.